CCCGCUCGGCUCCGUCGCUUUCCGGGGCCCGGACGUGCUUGUUCCCGUCUCGAUGUUGCUUCCCGGGGCUGGCGGUGGGUUGGGCCGUUCCCCGCCGGCCUUGGCCGCUUUAUCCCAGGUGCUGCGGCUGGAGCGGAGCCGCCGAACCGGCUUGGUGUUCCCGCUCCAGAACCUGGAGCGCUACCUGGCUCCCGGCGUCGACACGAAGCGGUUCCGCCUCUUCCAGCCCAGCCUGGCCGCACUGCAGCGCGCCGAGGUGCUCUUCAGGUCCAGCCGCGACCACUCCAUCGAUUAUGUCAGCUCCGCCGUCCGGAUGGACCAUGCCCCGUCGCCCACCCUCCCCGAGGUGUGUUUCAUUGGCCGGAGCAAUGUGGGGAAGUCAUCUUUAAUCCGGGCCUUGUUCUCGCUGUCGCCAGAAGUGGAGGUCAGAGUGUCAAAAACUCCUGGCCACACCAAGAAGAUGAAUUUCUUCAAAGUCGGGAAGUACUUUACUCUGGUUGAUAUGCCAGGAUAUGGCUACCGUGCCCCGCAGGACUUUGUGGAGAUGGUGGAGGCCUAUCUGCAGGAACGGCGCAACUUGAAGAGGACUUUCCUGUUAGUUGAUAGUGUGGUAGGACUCCAGACAACAGAUCAUACUGCAGUAGAGAUGCUGGAAGAGUUUGGGAUUCCUUAUGUGAUGGUAUUAACAAAGAUUGACCGAGCUUCCAGGGGACUGUUGUUAAAGAAUGUACUGAAGAUCCAUGAUUUUGUAAAGGAGGAAACUCAAGGAUGCUUUCCUCAGCUAUUUCUGGUCAGUUCUCUGGAGUUUUCAGGGGUUCACUUGCUAAGGUGUUUUGUAGCCCACGUUACUGGAAACCUGCCUGCUGUAGAGGACAGGUGAAAAGACUGGCUCCUGAUCUGCUCAGCUCAUCAAGAACAAAAGCAUGAAGUUCUGCAGCUGCACAUGGAUGAAUUUCCAGAGAUAACACAUCCAUUAUCUGCAUCUGUUCUACCCUGACAGCUGAAGGACAAUACUAACGUCCCAAAUUCUUUAGGGGCACUGUGACAGCUCCCACAGCUGUGUCCCACAGCAGCUGUGUCUGGCUGACAAUACCUGAAGUUGUACAGUUACAAGUUCCAGAAUGAGACAAAGGACUGCCAUCAACCACACUAAUUGUACAAGAGAACUUAGACCAACGCUACUAAGUGCCUAUGUUAAACUCUGGCACUGAGUAUAUACAUAGUCUCAUAGAAUAUAGAACUACAGAAUAUGCUAAGUUGGAAGGUACCCAUAAGGAUCAACUUCAACAUGUCUCAGCAGUGCCAAAUGUGGGUAUAUCAUUGUUAAACUUAUUUAUAUUAAGUGUUUAUACCUCAAAA
Calypte anna (Anna's hummingbird) is the source of this 1359-nucleotide messenger RNA. It is a transcript of the gene GTPBP8, whose product is annotated as GTP binding protein 8 (putative). Gene Ontology annotation, molecular function: GTP binding. The coding region runs from base 53 to 880 and encodes 275 amino acids. The transcript has 7 exons. Lineage: Eukaryota; Metazoa; Chordata; Aves; Apodiformes; Trochilidae. Gene Ontology annotation, cellular component: mitochondrion. The record is from RefSeq and is a predicted model, not a curated record.